Fusarium oxysporum Fo47 is the source of this 2567-nucleotide messenger RNA. RefSeq lists its product as uncharacterized. The coding region runs from base 45 to 2567 and encodes 840 amino acids. Gene Ontology annotation, molecular function: ATP binding; protein serine/threonine kinase activity. Gene Ontology annotation, biological process: peptidyl-threonine phosphorylation. The transcript has a single exon. Gene Ontology annotation, cellular component: cytoplasm. The record is from RefSeq and is a predicted model, not a curated record. Lineage: Eukaryota; Fungi; Ascomycota; Sordariomycetes; Hypocreales; Nectriaceae.
CAGCGAUAUCCAUCAAGUAGUCCGAUUCAUUGCAACAUACCAAAAUGAGUGCCCCUCCACCAUACUCACCACCAGGUUCUACUGGAAAUGAUGGAGAGACACGAGACAUUCGUGCCCUGACUGACCCAGUCCGCGACACCUCGUCCGCAACCUCCACCGCAUCUUCAGCAUCUUCAGCAUCUACCAUCCUCCCCCCCUAUCCCCCAAGCAGAGACCGCGCAGCUCCAAGCCGCAGCGAUGAACCUAGAUCCGUUCCGCCCAUCGCUGGCGCUCUCCAGCGUCUCCGAAACCCCGGUGACUCCGGAACAUCCAACGCUACCUCAUCCGGCACCCGCGAACGUCUCCGCCAGAUGGAGAUCGAACGCGAUGAUCUUCGCCGUGCAAUGCAGCAGGAGCGCACUAUAAACGAUCGUCUCAAGCGCGAGGCAGGUCUUACAGGCCUUUCCGCCGCAGAAGCCAGACUUCGUGUUCUCGAACUCAAACGGGAAGCUCAAGCUGCAGCCCAAAUGAAAAGAACUCCCAACGAGGGAAUGUUCAAGGCAGCUUGUGCCACGGACCUUCUCUUUCUCAUGGAUACUACCUCUUCCAUGGGUCCGUUCAUUGCAGCUGCUAAGGAGCAGGUCAAGAAGAUUAUGCAGGAUAUUACCGAGACGUUCUAUAAUGAGGCGGAGGUGAGGAUUGCGGUGGUCAGUUAUAAAGACCACUGUGAUAAGAAUCAUAUUCAGUUCAUCGACUUCACUACUGAUGUGGAGAAAGUGAGGGGCUUCAUUGAUAAGUUGAAAGCUCGGGGUGGCGGUGAUGCACCUGAAGAUGUCCUUGGUGGUAUCCAACAGGCCAUCAAUGCUUCUUGGAAGAAUCAGACCAGAUGCAUCAUUCACAUCGCUGAUGCCCCGCCUCACGGGAAUAUCUUUCACAGCUGGGCUGAGAAGAGCGAUGACUACUACACUCCUGGAAGUGAACCGCACAAGCUUCAGUAUCAGCCUCUUCUGAAGCAGAUGAUCGGUCUGAAUCUCAACUACGCUCUUCUCCGUAUCUUGAGUGCGACUGACAAGAUGGCAUACGUGUUCCUCCAGGAAUACGCUGCUGCGUCAGCAGACUGUAAGCUUUUGAAGUCGAACCCGCAUUACCGGGAAGCUUUGAAAGCAAACUCCGGGCCGAGGAGUAGUGUUCUUGGUGCGAGUUCCAAGGGUACUGCGAAGGGUGGUCUGCUCUUUGAAGAAGCUGAGCUGGGCACUACGUACAGUGCCCUUCGUCACCUCGUAGUCAAGAGCGUUACAAGCUCUGCUUCACGCACCGCUGUUCGAAUGUCAGAGUCUUCUUCUCGAACUGGCGAAAAGGGAACCAAGACUGCUCAAAUGUCUCAUCUUGACGCCAUCGGCGAAGCGGAAGAUGACGAGUUCAACGAAAAGCAGAGCGAAGCAAUUCUUGAAGACGUUGAGAAGAAGUGGUCUGACCAGAGCUGGUUUGAAGAUAAGCUCGUUGUCGAAGGCUUCAGUCCGGAUACUGUGAUUCAUCGCUCUGGUACACUUAAUGACAUGAUGGCUCACGAUGAUAACAUUAAGUUGAGUGUCAUGGAGCUCAACGUUCACAAACGUCGCAUGCCCUUCGCUCAAGGCGCUCUGCGUCUUGCAUACUGCGCCAAGACGACGCAUUCCACAAACCCCUACGUCGUCAAGUCGUUUAAGCGUGGUGGAAAGCGGCUUGCGCAUUUGGCCGAGGACAUGCGCUGCCAAGCUCUCUGCAAGGCAUUUGCUUUAGAGUUCAACGCUUUGACAGACGAUAAGCAUUCGAUCGACUUUAUCGUCACAUCAUGCCUGAAGGGAAAAUCUGGCGAUUCCGGUACCGAUUACAUCUCCCUUGAACCCUUUAUUGAGGGUGACUAUGUCAAGUACAACAAUAACUGCAGCUAUGUUAACGAGGACAACCCAGACGAUGAAUUCAACAAAGCAGCACAGGCCUUCUCACACUUCACCUACGAACGAUCAUGGGGAAGCUUUCUGGUCUGCGACCUCCAAGGCGUAGGCCACGUCCUCACAGACCCAGCUAUUCACACCCUCGAUCCAGAACGCUUCAAACUCGCAGACACAAACCUCGGACGAGAAGGCUUCAAAUUCUUUUUCGCAACCCAUGUCUGCAACGAAAUCUGCACUCAGCUCGAGCUUAAGAGCAAAGCAUCAAUGAUAUCAUCCGAAAAGGCUUCUUUCCGCGAAUGGUGGCCUACCAUCGACUCAACAGCAUGCUGCUCCAACAAGCUCUGUGGAAGGAUCAUUCAAGUCACAAACGCAAAUAAGUCAGAGGAGUUUCCGGGCUGUAAUUGGUGUGAUACUUGCUGGCCGCAGCUGGAAGCUACGAAGGAGAAAGUUAUUUGCGUGGCGCCGGGGACGCAUCAUGAGUUUGAUGUGUCGAGGUUUUAUUGGGAGAGUCAGGGGCGGGUGGCGCCGAGGAAGUGUGAAGGGCAUAGGGAGAGGGAUGAAACUGUUGCAAGGACGGCGGUUAUGGGAGGGAAUUUCUUUGGGAGGCUCAGGGGCGCUACGAAGAAGAAAUCUAUUUCGGGCAAAGCUUGGUGA